Molecule: messenger RNA, 618 nt
Organism: Gryllus bimaculatus (two-spotted cricket)
Lineage: Eukaryota; Metazoa; Arthropoda; Insecta; Orthoptera; Gryllidae
Source: the annotation of a GenBank genome assembly
AUGGGGGUGACGAGCGCCGGGUGCGAGGCGCUGGGGAUGGGCGUGGCGCCCCGCGAGGAGCAGCGACGCGUCAUGGCGAGUUGCCCCGAGCGCCUGGACCUGUCGGACGGCGGGCUGGAGCGGCUGCCCGAGUCGCUGGCGUCGUUCGGCGCGCUGCGCGAGCUGUCGCUGGCGCGCAACCGCCUGGGCGCGGCGUCGGCGGGCGGCGAGUGCGACGCGCAGCUGCUGGCGCGGCUGCCGCUGCUGCGCGCGCUCUCGCUGGCCGGCAACGCGCUGCGCGUCGCGCCCUGCGCCCUGCUGCGCCUCGCCCACCUGCACACGCUCGACCUCUCCGACAACGCGCUCGCGCACCUGCCCGCCGACAUCGACCGUCUCACCAGCCUGCAGGAGCUGCGCGUGGAGCGCAACCAGCUGCGCGAGCUGCCCGCUGCGCUGAGCCGCCUGGGACGCCUGCGCGCGCUGCUGGCUGCGCACAACCGCCUGUCUGCGCUGCCGCCCGCGCUGCUCACCAUGCGCGCCCUCGCGCUGCUCGUGAGUGUCCUCUGCUCUCCUCAUCCUCUUCUUAUUUCUGCAGGGAUCAACGUUACCAGCUCACUUUUGUUGGUUCAAACAAAAUAA